Messenger RNA from Paramuricea clavata, 2735 nucleotides. The record is from the annotation of a GenBank genome assembly. NCBI's taxonomy places the organism in Eukaryota, Metazoa, Cnidaria, Anthozoa, Malacalcyonacea, Plexauridae.
AUGUUUAUCAUCUGUCUUUUAUUCUUUUUUGCGAAAGCUCUAUCGCAAUCCAGUUACACUCGUUUGGAUGCGAUUCAUUUUCGCAGCGAUAUUGCUCUUCCAGGACGUGUUCUGACAAACGAUGAUGCAUUUAAGCUGCUAGAACGAGAAGCACAACUGACUUUUCAACAAAAUCUACCAAAAUAUCUUCAGGAAUUUAGAAAUACCGGAGAAUUGAAAAAAGUUGAUUUCACUGAGUAUGAUUUCGCAGUCGUUGGCUCUUUAGCAACCUUUGACGCUGCCAUCACAUUUACAGAAGGGAUUCAAAAUAUCCACGUUGUGAGAAGAGACCAAGCCGCAGGAUUUUCGGGUCUACCAAAUCCAAGCAAUGACAAACUGCACUCUGCAGUCCAACGACUCAAUGCCGCACGAAACAUCGUUCAGCUGAUUAAAGACAAACUAAAAAAUGGCGUAGUAAGACCUGACCAGUCACUACUCGAUAAACUCAAAGAAGCCCAGACAUGGCUUUCCACCCAAACUGGAGGUCAUCUUGGUUCAGGAAUGAAGUUUGCUUUGAAAAAAUCAGGAGUGAUACGACGUUUGCAGGCAAAAUGGGGAGGUGCUACCUCCUUAAAGUUUCGAAAUUUUGAUGCUGGUGUGAGUAAUGGUUUGGAUUCCCUUAUUAACGGCUAUAACACCGUGGUUAACUCCCUGAGUGUUGGUAAGGAAGCGAGUGUCCCUAACAUUCUUGCGUUGACCAGUUCUAUAACAGCUAUGGCUGGCGAUGUCGCAAUGGGUGUUGGUCAGGUCCUGUCAGGUGCAGCUGUGAAAGCGUCGAUAAUUGCUGGCCCAGUAGCCUACGGAUUAGCAGCUACAUUUUAUAUGGUGUCAUACGGUACAAGCGUGGCUCAAGGAUUUACUAGUCAAGAGAAUUUGGAACCAAAAGACUAUGUGAAGAUAUUUCUCUCACCACUGGUGCCUGAUCCCACCUUUGGAACAACAGUGGAUAUAAUAGAUAGCUUUGCGAAAGGAAACUAUCUGGAAGGUUACUAUCUCUUUUUAUCACAGAGUUUUCCUGCAGCUCUCGCGAUCGCAGGCAAAGCAAUAGUUGAUAAGGUCACCGGGUCAUCCUAUCUGUACAGGUAUCUAACAGUAAUGAACUUUCUUCGGGUUCUUGUACACUACGACAAAAUGGAAAAAUUCAAAGCGAACGUACAAAGAGAAAUACUUGCCACUGUAAGGCAACUAAAACCAUGAUCUCUGGGUAGACCCCAGAGUAUAAUCGACAUGAUCGUUAUGUCGUCGAGGGUUGGGAAUCGGACAACAUUAAAGAGGAAUUUCAAAUCUCUGGCGAGCUUACUCCUAUUCAACUAUUUAUAGCGACAUACUCCAACCAAACGGCAAGGCCGAGUGUUUGCCCAGAGGAAGCAGAGAAGGGAUUCACGUUCUGUCCCACGGCUUCUCCUCAUCAGGAUGACAGACUGAUCUUUUUAGGAAGUGACAAUGUCAACGAUAAGGUUAUACUAGAUGACAACUGUGAGGCUUAUGGAAUGGGUGGAAAUGAUCAUUUUGUUUUGAAAGCUGCAGUUGUAAGAAAAGGAGCGAGAAUAAACGGUGGAGAAGGAAACGACAUCAUUGAUAUAACAAAUACCUUUUACGGGAGUAGUUCUUCGGUGACUGGUGGUGGUCCAGAGAGAGAUGUCAUUAAAACUGGUCCAGGCAAUGACACAAUUUUAGUUGACAAUGAUGAUGUCGAAGUAACGAAUGGCGACAACACACUGCUUGUACAAGGGAAAGGAAAUGACAAUAUCCGCUUGGGUACAGGAUCCGACCUGGUAAUUGUUGAAAAAACUGGUGGAAGUAUUUCUAUUACUCGCAUCGCAAGAAAUAAUAGACGACCGGAGCAAAACAAGCCGAAACGAAUUGUAUACAAAGGUUACGAAAGGAUAAAGGAUAGCGAUAAGACUGACUUUAUCGAAGGCAGUCCAACACAAUUUGACUUGUUGAGACUGAGAAAGUAUUGUCCAAAUUUCCAGCAACACGAUCAUGAACGACUUCUUCUUGUUCAAUUCGAAACGAAAAUUGACGAUUAUGUCCAUGAGGUCGGACGGGUAAUAAGCGACCUUUUUAAGGGCCAUGAAUUUGAAGUGGAACGAAUGAGAUCUAAAGCUCAAAUCAUCCAAUUCAUGUUUAUGGAAAGGUUUGAAUUGAGCGAGAGUGCAAUCAACAUGCUUCUUCUUAAAAAUGGAAGAAGUGAUUAUUACGAGGUAACGGGAGGACAUAAACAUGAUUUUGUAGUCAACCUUGAUCGCAGGUCCACGCCACUGUCGGCGCAGAUGAGUACAGGUGAUAACCGCAUCUUGUCCGGGAGAGGAGCGGACAACUACUCGGUAAUCCUCGAUGAUGGCGUCGAUGUCAUUUAUGACAAGGGAGGCGACAACAUUUUAGCAGUCCAACUCCCUCUUGGGAAAAAUUUGAAUGAUGCAAAGAUUGGCAAGAAUAGUAAUAAUUUGGGAUAUAAAAUCGACAUCGAAGCCCGGCCGAGAGAUCAUCGCAUCGAGUUUAGUUUCUGGGGACGUAAGGAAAAUGGUGGUUCGGUGAAGAUCAUAGUUCAAGACAGCACAGGAAAACAGAUAACCUUUAAGCCAGUUUCGCGGCCAAAUAAGGCAGAAAAUAAUCAUUUUCACGUGAGCGUUCCGUUGGACGCUAUUACUAUGACAAGUUUGAGUAUUGUCCAGGUGACCAGGAUGUAUUGA